AUGGACAACGAAUUCUACAACUUUGAAGACGGUGAGGAUGAAAUUUUAAACAGAGUAAUGGAUAGAUGGGAGCAGAUGGGAGGUAGUGCGGUCAGUGGCCCUUUAUUCAAGUUUAAAAUGGUACCUGUUGGUAAAAGAAGAACAUGGCGCAAUGUGGUGCAACGAGAAAAUUUUAACGCUCAAUUAAUGCAAUUGCGCGAAGCAGUAGCAGGGGACAACAUCGGCUUAGCCUUGACGGAAGCCCUGCAUGAUGCAAUAGCAAAUGAACUGCAAAGACAAAACAGACCAAAUCAUCAUUGGGUAAACAUUGCAAUCACAGCAAAUGGAUUUCAACACGCCUAUCAAACGGUUAAUUUUACUGUCGGUGAGUUUUUUAACAGGACCGCUCGCCUUGAUGAAAUGCUCCAAAAAUUGGCGGCAAAACUCAAUUCAAACGAGUCUUUUCACCCUAGUGAGGGUUUUCAAGUGGAUGUGGUACUUGUGCGAAUGCCAGGUCAAGGGAAAGGUCAUGGAAAAAAACACAAUGCAGGACAAAGGUGUAUGGACAGAGAAAACAAAAAGAAAAAAAGUAUCAUCACGAUACAUAACGAUGACAAUCUCUGUUGCGCACGUGCCAUAGUAACAAUGCGUGCGCAUUGUCACAAAAACGAUGGUGUGGACGGGCACAGAAAUUGGGAGAAUUUAAAGCGUGGCUUGCCUGUGCAAGAGAAACUGGCAAAAGAACUGCAUCAACAAGCCGGAGUUCCCGAAGGUCCGUGUGGCCUAGAAGAGCUCCAAAAAUUUCAAGCAGCAUUGGGCUCAGAUUAUCAAUUAUGCGUUAUGACACGCAUGAAACCCUUCUUUCUCAUCUUCAAGGGACCUCCUGCACCCGAUAAAAUAAUUCUGUUAAAGUCUGAUGAACAUUUUGACGGCUGCACGUCGAUCCCCGCGUUUACAAACAAGUCGUAUUACUGUCUUCAGUGUGAAAAGGGUUUCAAUACGGACGAUAAGGCCCACCAUCCCUGUAAAGCAAGAAGGUGCACGGCUUGUAGCCGAUUUGACUGCCAGGACUAUGUUCCAGGCACGCAGCCUGAGGAUCACUGCACUCAAUGCAACAGUAAGUUUUUUGGUCAACAUUGUAAGCAGCACCAUUUUACAACCAACCAGUGUCAAACCCACAAAACCUGCCUUCAUUGUCAAGCUCAGUACAUGGUGGUAAAAGGAAAAAGGCACCGCUGCGGCUACGCCAAAUGUCCUGUUUGCACAAAGUACGUAUUUAUUCAAGACCACAAAUGUUACAUUCAGCCCGUCGUGGAGGAGGGGGAAGGUUGCAUGGUGGCGCCACCCCCUCCGCUUUUCAUCUAUGCUGAUUUUGAGGCCAUGACAAAUGCAGAGGGCAUAUUUAUCCCUAAUUUGCUCUGUUAUUCAUCGAGCGAUGAAGAAGAAAUACAUGUCUUGCAAGGUGCAGAUUGUACUCUAAACUUUCUGCUUGAUUUAGAUGAUCUGACCGAGGUGCCGGACAGCAACCAAAAGCGUCAAAUAAUUGUGGUAUUCCACAAUUUAAAGGGGUUCGACGGAAUGUUUCUAAUAAGCGAACUCUACGGACAACAACGUGAAGCUAUCAAUCAAUUGACUGUCGGCGCCAAAGUGCUGUCCUUUACAAGCGGUCCGCUCAAAUUUAUUGACAGUUUAUGUUUUUUACCAAUGCCACUAGCAUCUUUUCCAUCUACAUUUAAUCUAACGGAAUUGAAGAAGGGAUUCUUCCCCCAUCUUUUCAACAUCCCGGAUAACCAACAGUACGUGGGCAGAAUACCCGAUUUGCAGUUUUAUGAUCCGGAUGGAAUGAUGUCUUCCAAGAAAGAAGAACUGCUCCAAUGGCAUGCCGAACAGGUCCAUAGAAACGUUGUUUUUGAUUUUAACAAAGAAAUGAUCGAGUACUGCAAGUCUGAUGUCGCCCUGUUAAAAGCAGGCUGCCAAAAGUUUCAAGAAGAAUUUGAAAGCCAAGCCGGCUUCAAUCCGAUGACGAAGUGCUUUACAAUUGCAGGCGCAUGUAACAUGUAUUGGAGAAAAAAUCAUUUAAAAGAAAACACCAUCGCGGUUGAACCAGUACGUGGGUGGCGUGGUGCAAAUAUAAAUAGUUCUCUGAAAGCCUUGCAAUGGUUGUAUUGGAAUGAACACAACAUUGCCAAACAGGGCGCAAGUGCCGACCGAAUACGCCACGUUCGCAAUGGCGGCGAACAGUCCAUCCACACCUCCAACAAAAGGUACUUCGUAGACGGAUACGACCCAAUUACAAAGACAUGUUACGAGUUCAACGGAUGCCUGUUUCAUGGAUGUCUCACCUGUUACCCAAACAGAGACAUAAAACAUUAUGUCACCCCUGACAGAACCGUUGAGGAGUUGUAUCAAGCAACACUGACCAAACGUAUAGCACUGCUCAAAGCAGGAUACAGAGUUAAUGAAAUAUGGGAAUGUCAGUGGGACCAACUGGUGAAGACAGAUCAGGCAGUCAAUCGUUUUCUGAGUUCCUUCGAUCUCGUCCCACCCCUUCAACCACGCGACGCCUUUUUUGGAGGGCGGACUGGAGCCGUUGCUCUACAUGCGGUGGCAGGUGAGGGGGAGGAGAUACGCUAUGUCGAUAUCACCUCCCUCUACCCCUGGGUGAACAAAAAUUGUCAAUAUCCCAUAGGUCAUCCGCAAAUAAUAACUCAGCCAAGAGAUCAGUCUAUCAGAUCGUAUUUUGGUCUGGCCACCGUGGACAUUCUUCCUCCCGCUGGCUUGUAUCAUCCAGUAUUACCUUUGUGCUGUGGUGGAAAGCUUACCUUUGCUCUCUGCCGGUCCUGUGUGGAAGAGGAGCAAGCAAAACCUUUGUUGCAAAGGACGCACUACUGCGUUCACUCAGACGCCGAUCGGAUGCUACGGGGUACAUGGUGUACCCCUGAGCUCAUUAAAGCCAUAGAGAAAGGCUACACCCUGGUCAAGAUCCAUGAAGUCUGGAAUUUCUUACCUCAGCAAUGACAAACUGGCCUCUUCAGAGACUAUGUCGAUACAUGGUUAAAAAUGAAGCAGGAAUCGUCAGGGUGGCCAAGUUGGUGCGAGACCUUGGAGCAAAAGAGGGAGUACAUUCUCCGUUACCAGGAGUGUGAGGGGAUACGAUUAGACAUCAGCAAGAUUGCCAAAAACCCCGGCAGAAAAGCCACAGCCAAGCUCAUGCUUAAUUGGUACUUGUUUCAUGUUGCAUUUUUUUUUUCAUGCUGUCAUGCCACCCCUUCUCAUUCUUAUUUCUUUUUAUUUCUUGCAGCCUUUGGGGAAAAUUUGGCGAACGUCAAAACAAAGCCACCACAGUAACAGUCAAAGAACCCUCUCAUUUGUUCACCUUACUAUCUGAUACUACCAAAGAGAUAAGCACCCUUAGAUUGUGUACUGACGACGUGUUGGAGGCCGUCUAUACUUCCGUGCAAGAAAAUGCGGCUAAGGGGAAAAAAACAAACAUAUUUGUCGCAGCGUUCACAACUUCCUACGCACGUCUAAAGUUAUAUGACUCUCUCGACUUACUACAAAAGCAAGUCUUAUACUAUGACACGGACAGUGUGAUAUACAAAUGGGCACCUGGUCAACCUUCCAUCCCCACAGGAGAUUUUUUAGGCCAAAUGAAAGACGAGUUAGACGGCGAUGUGAUAACGGAAUUUUGUUCCGCAGGAGCCAAGAAUUACGCUUAUAAGACACACGCUGGAAAGGGAGAGUGUAAAGUCAAAGGAUUUACCCUCAAUGUCCGCGGAUCAGCUGUGAUCAACUUUGAAACGAUGAAAACAAACAUUUUGGCCGAAUUACAAAAUCCAUUGCAAUACCGCCGCACCACUGAUGUACUAACACCGUAUUUUUUUCAUCGAGAUGUUGAAAACAAAAAAAUUCGGGUUGUUCCACGUGUCAAAAAAUAUAGUCUAGUUUUUGAUAAGCGAGUACUAAAUACCAAUGCAUUAAGUUAUCCUUACGGUUAUAGAAGAAUUGGGGAGGAAGUAGAACUCUUAUUAGAUUUGUAA
Porites evermanni is the source of this 4019-nucleotide messenger RNA. The record is from the annotation of a GenBank genome assembly. Lineage: Eukaryota; Metazoa; Cnidaria; Anthozoa; Scleractinia; Poritidae.